Messenger RNA from Bactrocera oleae (olive fruit fly), 1322 nucleotides. The record is from RefSeq and is a predicted model, not a curated record. NCBI's taxonomy places the organism in Eukaryota, Metazoa, Arthropoda, Insecta, Diptera, Tephritidae.
CUAUUCUAUACUGUGCUAUGAUUUACUAUUCAGUUAUUUCCAAAUAUUUUCGAAUCUGACAAGUGUCAUAAACACUACGAGUAUUAAAUUACUUUUUUAAAAUAUCAGUGAAAUGAAAAUACCUGUUUUCUGUUUAAUUAACAACACGCUGACGGUAUGCUGAUUGCCUGCCUAUUAACAGCAGGUGACAAUAACAGCAACAACACGCAGUCAGUACAACAUAACAUAAAGUGUGCUGAAGUAUUGACGGCGUGAGUUAACCGCAACGGAUACCAACAGACAACCGGGAGCGACUUCAAAACUGCACUCCCUUGCAAAGCGCCCAAACUGUAACGGAUAUGAAAUGUGGGGCGUAUGUGGGUGGGCUUGGAAAUUGACGAAUAUUAAAAGUUUGCAGCGUAGCAACGCCAAUUAGCAACAUUUUUCACCUUUGACCUGUUUGUAACAAGCUAACGUCCACGGUGUCACGAGCUUCGACAUAGCACGGCUGCGCGUUCAACAAAGACUUUGUAGCGUCUUUGUUGAACGCGCUUUGAAAAAAGAAAAAGAAUAUGAAAACGCAACAAAUUACAGGUGCGGAUGAAUAAGCUGAAUUGCAGCUCCAAACACAGCAGCGGCAAACCAUUAACAAAUAAAAAAGGGUGAGGUUCAACUACUACUGAAUCGUACAUUUAAAACUUUAAGGCAAAAAUGGUAGACCUUUUCCUUUAAGUGUUAAAAUUGAGAGAUGCGACAGCAUGCCUUGCAGCGUGGUCAAAGGCAGUACAACGAUCAUGAAAGUCAACUUCGUGGGCACUCACGAUAAUACCAAAUCAAUCAGAGCUGUGGUCCAUGCCACCGCUUUGGGGCUGACAGUGCCCUACCCAUUGCCCAAUGAUCUUGCUGAUGUCUGUCGCAAUUUGUUGUAUGGUGCCUCAUGCCCCAUCGAUGAAUCCGAGGAUGUCGUAUACAACUUCAACUUCGACGUUGAUUCGUCCUACCCAGAGGUCGGUGUAAAAGAAGAAUUGGAUUUGAUUGAUAAAAACCAGGACUCCGUGGCUUGCUUCGUCACCGAUAUUAAGUCCGGUCAAUUAGAUAUUCAAAGAACAUAAAUUUACGGCAAGAUGAAAGUGAGUGAAUAAGUUCAAAACACGAUUAAAAUUUAUAUAUUAUAUUAAGCUCCUCAUCGUUCUGGUAUGUGGUCAAAGGUGAAAUCAUGGGGUUUUGCGUUUUCAACGAAAUAGGAAGUGUUAUCAUAAAAAUACCUGAAAUAUAAUAAAAGAUCAUAAAAUUAAAUGUUUAUGAAAAAUAUAAAUGAAUACUUUUUUUCUAAGAGCCAUCGA